Messenger RNA from Centrocercus urophasianus (Greater sage-grouse), 1022 nucleotides. RefSeq names its product interleukin 26 (gene IL26). The record is from RefSeq and is a predicted model, not a curated record. The transcript is spliced from 5 exons. Lineage: Eukaryota; Metazoa; Chordata; Aves; Galliformes; Phasianidae. Bases 43 to 555 code for a protein of 170 amino acids.
UACGCUGCUGUGACUGUAGAGCACGAAGAUUUGGGAGUGAAGAUGAAAGCGUAUUCUAUUUUCAGAUCUGGGUAUUUGUUAGUUCUACUUUGUCUUUUCUCUGUAGAAGGCAAAAAGUCACCUACAGGAAAGCGUACCUGCCGGAAAGGACUACUCUCCCAAGUGACAGAGAACCUAUAUACCAAGGCAACUAGUUUAAAAUCAUCUGUUCCUAAGGAUCUCAUCAAGAAUACAAGACUUCUAAAAAAGACGACAAAAAUGCUGUUUAUGACAAAUUGUAAUGUUCGAGAUCAGCUCCUCUCAUUCUACAUGAAAAAUGUUUUCAGUCAUCUUGGAAUAGAAAGUGAAAAGCUGUACGUUAUUAGUGCCUUCCGGGUCCUGCAAGAGAACAUGAAUGCCUGUCUUCCAUGUGCUCCGUCCACAAGGUUAACUUCUGCUGUCAAAAAUAUGAAGAAAACAUUUCUUAAGCUUGGGGAAAAGGGAGUAUACAAGGCCAUCAACGAGCUCGAUAUUCUCCUUCCCUGGAUUCAGGCCUACAUCCAAACCAUAGUAUGAGGAACAAGGAAGUGACUGAAAACACGUCAUCUCUAUAUUAAGAACAGAUCCUUACCCAAAAGGCCUGACAAACAACCAUGUGCUGGAUGUACGACUUGCCUGGCAGCAGCACUGCAACACUGGAGAAGAGCUCUUGUUAAAAAAGAGCGGAAAGAGGAACUUUCAAGAUCUUUCAGAGUUGUCUUGGCAGCUAUUCCUACCCUCAGUACAAGAGCAGCCCCUUGAACAGUUACAGCAUGACGCGCUUUGUGUCCUGCCCACCAGUUUGUUGCCUCAUAGGCACCCCUGGACACACUGCGUGAGCCCAUCUUGUAGUCUACUACCACAAGGAUCAGGAUCUAGCCAUGCCUUGUGUCACCACUGUGUGAUUACAAUUUAGAAUAACAUGGAACACUUCAGAACCUCCCCCUACAAUAUAUAUGUAAACGUAUUUUAUAGAUAUGUAACUAUGCACAACUAUUCUACAU